AGGCCCAAUUUUCGAAGGUCGUGAAAGGAAAGUUCAGAAGUCUUCCAGAUGCCAAGAAAGCGAAGUAUCUUGCUUUGGCCCGAGAGGAGCGGGAGAUUUAUGAAAUGCGAAAAGAUGAUUUUUUUGCUGCAAAUCCUCAGUAUAUCGAUGGAUCUCAAAUGCCCAAAUUGCCGCCUACACCUUUUGAUCUCUUUUUGAAGAAGAAGGGAAUUGAAACAGAGUCACCGAGAGUUAGACUCGCUCAGAGGAAAAUCUUUGAAGCUCUGACGUAUGAGAAGACGAGAAGAUUUUACCGGAAAGCGCUGGAUUUGGUCCAUAAAUUUUAUGAAGAACUUGGAGUUUAUGUUGCGAUCCAUAUCAAGGAUCCCCUGCUUCCUGAUCGUUUUGCGCGUGUUUUCAAAGAAGUAUACACAUACCGGAGGUGAGGAAUUCUGUUGGGAACCCCUGGGAUUCAAGAUGAUGGGC
This is a messenger RNA of Notodromas monacha, 465 nucleotides long. The record is from the annotation of a GenBank genome assembly. NCBI's taxonomy places the organism in Eukaryota, Metazoa, Arthropoda, Ostracoda, Podocopida, Cyprididae.